This is a messenger RNA of Prosopis cineraria, 2746 nucleotides long. RefSeq lists its product as uncharacterized. Gene Ontology annotation, molecular function: catalytic activity. Bases 406 to 2361 code for a protein of 651 amino acids. The transcript has 7 exons. The record is from RefSeq and is a predicted model, not a curated record. Lineage: Eukaryota; Viridiplantae; Streptophyta; Magnoliopsida; Fabales; Fabaceae.
ACGCACAGAGGAGGAAGACAGAAAGAAAGGAAGAGAAAACGAGAAAGAAAGAGGUUGGAGGAGAAAGGCAGAGAUUUCAAACCUUUUGAAAAUCUCAAAGACUGCUUUGAUCCUUCAACAAAGUCUUUCUGUAACCCUAGUUCACUUCCAUCUUCCGCAGCAUUCUUCGCCUCUUCACGGGCAAUCAUUUCUCCAACGUUCAACUUCCUAUUCUUCUGCUCGCCGGAAAUGUCAGAUGAGCCUCUGACGGAGAACACUACGUUGUUACUAGUUAGGGUUUUUGUUGCCUGUUGAGGCCUUACCAUCAUAGAUCUCUGUCUGAUUAAUCAAUUGGGAAAAUAAACGAUCAUAACCGCCUCGUCAGCACGUGUUGCGAUCGCCGGAGUUUUCUUGGUUUACUUAAUUAUGGCGAAGGGAGGGCAAUGCUUCGAGAAGGUUCGGAGGGGCAUUUGGACGCUGUUCUUCAUGGUGGCAAUGAUAACGUCCUUGCUGGUUACAUCGUUGCCGGUGCUCGUGGCGGUGGUUGAUGUGUUGGUACCUUGUGUUUUGAUCUCCAGCUUUACGUGCGUGAGGUGUUACGGUUUUAGAGAACAUUUGCGUCGAUACACAUUCAGAAGUUCCUUGACAGACAUUCCUCUCGUUUCUAUCAUAAGAUCUCUCAUCAUUAUAUGUGUGUAUAGCAUUUGCGACGGCCCUGCUUUAUCACACGGUCCUUACCUUGGAACUGUGUCUCUGAGUUCCUUUCUCUCAGUUGCUCUUCUUUCAGUAAAAGCUUGUGUUUUCACUUUAAAUUCUCACAUCGAAGCUGAAGCUUCAGCUUCUCUCUCAAAGCAGAGACUUCAUUUGAAGAAGUCAUGGGGAAUGCCUGUACUCUUUCUUUCAUCAGUUGUUUUUGCCCUUGGACACACUGUGGUAGCUUAUCGAACCAGCUGCAGAGCGCGGAGAAAGCUGUUGUUUCACCGGGUUGAUCCAGAAGCUCAGGUACUUUCAUGCAAAGUUUUCUCCUGCUACCAGAAGGUCCCACGAUCUCCUACUCCUUGUGGAGUGAAAACCCCAAAAAGUGACGGUGAAAUGAGACGGAGACCUUUUGGGACAACUUGUGAUGAAGAACUGCCGCUCAAAUUACUUGCAGACUCUGACAGUUUAUUCAUUAAAUGUCAAGGACUUACUGUCCAUUACAAAGUCAGCUUGCCUGGUUCGCUGUCACAUACCUUGUCGUCUGCAUCCAUCAUUGAACCAAAUUCUUGCUGCAGCACUUCAUCAACGGCUGGGGGAUUUGCUAAACUUAAUAGGCAUUUGACAAGUAUAUCUCCAAACAUCCAGAGGCAACUCCAAAGGAGCUAUAGCAAUCAGUUCCAUUGCUCAUCUCUGCAUACUCCACUUUUGGAUGGUCCUAUGACUUCUCCUGCUAUUUCUGAAGACAUACCUGCUUUGUGCCUAGAAAAAAUACAUGAAGAAACUAAUAAAUUUGAUCCUAUGUAUUUGGAUAAAAAAUUGGAUGGCACCACUACUGGAGAAUUAGGUGUUGUUCUAGUGCAUGGGUUUGGUGGAGGCGUCUUCUCUUGGAGGCAUGUUAUGGGAUCCAUUGCUCGACAAAGUAAUUGCGCAGUUGCUGCAUUUGACAGGCCUGGCUGGGGACUAACAUCAAGGCCUCGUCGAACGGAGUGGGAGGAAAAUGAUUUACCUAAUCCAUAUAAGCUUGAUAGUCAGGUUGACCUGCUUUUAUCAUUUUGUUCUGAGAUUGGUUUCUCUUCUGUGGUGCUUAUUGGUCAUGACGAUGGAGGGCUGCUUGCUUUGAAGGCUGCACAAAGAGUUCAAUCAUCAAUGAAUUCUUCUAAUGUUAUCAUCAAAGGGGUUGUAUUGCUAAAUGUUAACUUGUCAAGAGAAGUGGUUCCUUCGUUUGCAAGGAUCCUUCUGCAUACAUCACUUGGAAAGAAGCACUUAGUUCGCCCUUUAUUGAGAAUAGAAAUCACUCAAGUAGUGAAUCGGCGUGCUUGGUAUGAUUCUACCAAGCUGACAACAGAAGUUUUGAGCCUCUACAAGGCUCCACUAUAUGUAGAAGGAUGGGAUGAAGCUCUUCAUGAGAUUGGAAAAUUGUCAUCUGAAACCAUACAUUCAGCAAAAGACACAGAAUCAUUGUUACAGGCCGUGGGAGAUGUGCCAGUGUUGGUGAUUGCUGGUGCUGAAGAUUCCCUUGUCUCUCUCAGCUCUUGCCAAACUAUGGCCUCAAAACUUGUAAAUUCUAGACUGGUUGCCAUAUCUGGAUGUGGCCAUCUACCGCAUGAAGAAUGUCCAAAGGCGUUGCUUGCAGCUAUAUCCCCUUUCAUCAGCAGAUUGUCUACAUCAGACUCGCCAAACUAAGAUGCAUAGGGUUGUCAACGUUAGAGGUCAACGUUAGUAAGGACUAGGGUAUCGAUCUCCUUUUCGUUUUCUUUCCUUCUCUCAUUAGCAUCAUUACUUCAAGAGAAAGAGAGCAAAGGCGUCUCUUUUUCCCUCCCUCCAUUUCCUCGGUUUUUAAUUUUUGCAGUCCUAGCUUUUUGGGUUUUGACCUGUACGGGAAUGCCCCCCCUUUUCUUCUUCUUCUUCUUCUUCUUCUUCUUUUUGCCCCUAUUUUUUCUCCGUCUUGUUCAAUUGUAAAUGUUUGUUUGUCUGAAGUAUUCCCUGCUGAAAAGGUAGUGGGAAUGAAUGAACAUACAUUUGUAAAUUGCUAGAUGAGAAAUGGAUAUGUUUCCUCUGGUCUCCGAAA